UGAUACUUUCCUGACUAUCGUAACCAGGAAAUAAAUCACGGAAGUAGCUAGAUGACACAUCCAUGCUUCUUUAAAAUAGCCGUGAUAUUGCAAUUUCGAGAUGCAAAGUGACGAGCAGAAUUCGGAGAUUUUAUAAUGCACAAAAUAUGAACCAAUAGCCAUUACAUUUGAUUGGUAAAAGACAUGAGGAGACUUACAGUGUGGUCAACGAUAUCUAGCCAUGGUUAGCCUAGCACCAGCAGACACCUGUGACCUUAAUGACCAGUCCAUAAACUACACUAACGUUACAGUAUGAGCAAUUCAUCAACCGAUGUUAAUCUGCCUCAGCUAAAUUCUCUCUGAGUUUCGCAUCUGUCCUUGGCUCGGUUUCAGAAGAGGAUAGAGUCGCUACGGUAUCUGCCUGACACAUUUCGUAUUUGAAUGACUAGACGGGAGUCCGGAGCAUGUUUCAGAAAACCUCUUUCACGACGCUGAUAGUCGGGGUGUUCGUUGUGUAUGUUUUGCACACUUGCUGGGUGAUGUAUGGCAUCGUUUACACCAAACCUUGUGAGAACCCCAAAUUCGAAAACUGCAUCAACCCAUAUUUGGCAGGAAAACCAAGAUUGCAGUUGAGUAUCUACACAGCCUUGCGACCCAAUGCUGAUGGGGGACACACCCUCAUUCACGAGGAGGAGGACUUUGAUGUUGAGACCAAGUUUGAAAGGAUAGUGAAUGUGUCUCUCCCAAAGAAGACCUGUAAGAAUGGGACGCUCUAUGCCAUGGUGUUUCUUCACCAGGCAGGUAUGUCCCCGUGGCAGGACCCCAGACAGGUGCAUCUGGUGUCCCAGCUCACCACCUACAUGAUACCCAAACCACCAGAGGUCAGCCUGAUCUCAGGGGAGGAAGCGACACAGGCGGAGCAGCUGAAACGGAAGCCCAAAGGAGGUGACUCUGCAGUGGAUCGGCCCGUGUCUCACUGGCGCUCCCGUCUCACCCUCAAUGUGGUGUCAGAGGACUUUAUCUUCGACAGGGACUUCCUGCCCAGUGACGUGCACCGCUACCUGCGAGUAUUUCAAAAUGGAAAGAAGAGGGUGUACCUUCCACUGCUGUUUGUGGAUGAGCUGAGCAACAGAGUGAAGGACUUGAUGGAGAUCAACAGCACCAGCACGGAACUCCCUCUCACUAUCUCCUAUGACACCAUCUCCCUCGGGAAACUCCGCUUCUGGAUUCACAUGCAAGAUGCCGUCUACUCUCUGCAACAGUUCGGCUUCACUGAGAAAGAUGCUGAUGAAAUCAAGGGCAUUUUUGUGGAAACCAACCUGUACUUCUUAGCCCUCACCUUCUUCGUGGCUGCCUUUCAUCUCCUGUUUGAUUUCCUGGCCUUCAAACAUGACAUCAGCUUCUGGAAGCAGAAGAAAAGCAUGGUGGGAAUGUCCAGCAAAGCAGUACUGUGGAGGUGUUUCAGCACCAUUGUGAUUUUCAUGUACCUGUUUGAUGAGCAGACCAGCCUGCUGGUCCUCAUUCCUGCUGGAGUAGGCUCCAUGAUCGAGGUGUGGAAGGUGAAGAAAGCCUUUAAAAUACAGGUUAUCUGGAAAGGUGUAAAACCCACAUUUAUUUUUGGAAAGUCUGACGAAUCAGAGAGGAGGACUGUAGAGUAUGAUACUCUUGCAAUGAAGUACCUGUCGUAUUUACUCUACCCAAUGUGUAUUGGAGGAGCGGUUUAUGCCUUAGUGUUUUUGAGAUACAAAAGUUGGUUCUCCUGGAUCAUCAACAGUUUAGUGAAUGGAGUGUACGUUUUUGGAUUCCUCUUCAUGCUACCUCAACUCUUUGUUAACUACAAGUUCAAAUCUGUGGCACAUCUACCCUGGAAAGCAUUCAUGUAUAAAGCGUUCAACACCUUUAUCGACGACAUAUUUGCCUUCAUCAUCACAAUGCCCACCUCCCACCGGUUAGCCUGCUUCAGGGAUGAUGUGGUCUUCCUCGUCUACUUGUACCAGAGAUGGCUGUAUCCUGUUGAUAAGACCAGAAUGAACGAAUACGGACUGUCUUACACUGAGGAGGAGAAACCCAAAGGAAAGGCCCACAAAGACUAAAACUGAUCACAGACACACAUGCAGGUCCUGAGAGCCAUAUGUAGAAUAUGGACCUACACGUUGCUGUGUUGGGAUUGGGUACAAUGCCUAUAAAACACAUUGGUGUUAUUUGUCAGAAGGUGGAUUUGCCUAGGGAAGGUUCAGUUAUCCUUACUGCCAAGCUAAGCCCCUCACUCCCAGCCAGUCACCACCUUAUACCUACCCAGACCAUUGAAGACUUGAGUGGGCUUUCCUAAGCAAUGCGAUGCCUAGCACAGCACUGGUUGAAUUGACCACAGCUGCCUCCAGUUGAAGGAGCAUGGACCAACCCAUUAUGUAUACCAUGAUUGGUGAAUGUGUUUGUCUAUGGAAUGAGACCAACUCAGUCCCACACACCCCUUGCCUGCCUACACCUGUCGUCCCCCCACCCAUCCCCACACAUCCAAUUUAUAAAAAAAGAACACCUGGUGUUUCAUAUCAUGAUGUCAUCAUCAGGAGACGCUGACUGAUGUCACCACGUUUUGUUCUCUUGGUCAAAACGUCCAGAAUCCUAUUUGAUCAUUCAAGAAAAGAUAUGUGCAUUGGUUUGUAUUUGACCUUGUAUUAGAACAUGAAGACCAUGAGAUGAUGGUGCCAAAUAUGGAAAAUUAUAUUUGAUGUGCUUUGAAUGUGACAUUUUGUGAUGUUACAUUUUGUUAAUUGUUAUUAAAGCAUUUGAUAGUGUUUGAUUGUUUUGGUGGAGUUUUGAGUAAAUUAAUAAAUUGACUUCAGUGUUAUAAGGA
Messenger RNA from Oncorhynchus mykiss (rainbow trout), 2833 nucleotides. RefSeq names its product lipid scramblase CLPTM1L. The record is from RefSeq and is a predicted model, not a curated record. Lineage: Eukaryota; Metazoa; Chordata; Actinopteri; Salmoniformes; Salmonidae. Gene Ontology annotation, cellular component: endomembrane system; membrane.